AGUGCUCGCACCCAUGUCCGGCCUCUGCUCUCGCAGACGAAGAGCCAGGACAGAAAGCUGCUGCUGGGCCCCUUCUGCACAAGUGCCCGCUCCAGGCUCUGCCGAGCCCGGCCCGUUGAGGACGAAUGUCUGUCCCCUGCUCCCACAGCCGAAGAGCCAAGACAGAAAGCAGGUGCUGGGCCUCUUCUGCACACGCACUUCCAAGAGCUGGAAGAAGGUGGAAGAGCUGCUGGCUUCCCGGCAGCACAGACGAGCAGUGGCCCUGGGAAGACCCACCGGUCGCAGCGCCCCCCGGUGCUCUCUUCGGCCUCCCGGUGGAGUCGGCUUUUGAAGCGGAGGAAUUACCGGACUCCUGCACCAAUGUCCUCACCUCCUCAUCCUCGCCCCUCUCCUCCUCGUCCCCGGAGAACGUGGAGUACUCGGGGCUGGACUUUCCAUCGCACCCCGCGCCCGGAUCCUCCCCGGACUUCAGGCCCUGGACGCUGCAGCCGGGGACGCUGCAGAGCCCCCUCCCCAAACAGCGCAGCCCCCCGAAACUCCCCCUGCCGGCGCUGCCGCGGCCCCGCAGCGCCGCCGGCCGCCUCCUGGAGCCCCGCUCUGAACUCUCUGUUCGCCGUCUUCACCGGCGCCGGUGCCGACGGGCUGUGGGCGGACGCGGCGCGGGGGCCCCGGGCGCCGCAGCAGCCGCGCAGCGCCCCGAGAAGCCCCCUCGCCCGACCCCAUCGGGGAGCCGCUGCCGUGGGUCAGGCCCCGCAGCCCCGGCGGGGAACAAUCCCGUCCACCUCGGUUUCUUCUCCCCGGCGCCGCCCAGCGCGGGGGAGUCCUCCAGCCCCUCGCCGUGGACCUGCCAAGGGUUGGGGUCGAGGCUGAGCGAGGGCAGCACGCCCGUGGCUUCCCCCGAACAGCCGGGUGAGUGACAGGGGUGCAGGAGCUGCCCCCGUUACCCUUAACUCUGUGCUCCCCCCCUCCUAGGGUCUCACCUGAAGAAGAGAGCUGAGACCAGACCAAAUUCAUUGCACGGCUGAGACCCCAUAGAGCCCCCCUGGGGCGUUCUGCCAUGGUGGUACCCCAGCACCCAGCUCCCGAUUGCUGCAUCUCCCAGCUCCCAAGGAUGCUCAGAUCCCCUGGGAGCCCCAAAAAACCCAUGUACCAUGCCGGCGCAGUUCAGCAGCGAGGGCAGCGCACUGUCAGGUGUUGAGGUGGAGCUGACAAGCUCUGGGCACUGCAUGUCACUGGUCAGGAAGAGGUUUGCUACAGGUAGAGCUAGAGGGGGACUACGUGGGGGGAUCAAGGUCCUCUCCUCAUCCCCUGUGGCACCAGGGUACAUCGGGUCCCCUCCUUGGAGAGGACAGGGUCCGUUCCCUACUCUUUGGGGUGCAUGGGAGCCCCUUUCCUAGGGCGUACAGUGGUCCCUUCCCUGCUCCUCAUGGCCCUGGGGUGCAUGGGGUCCCUUUCCCAAGGUGGGUAGGGUCCCUUCGCCACUCUAUGGGGUGCAUGAGGUCCCUUUUCUAGGGUGCACAGGGGUCCCUUCCCUGCUCCCUAUGGCCCUGGGGUGCAUGGGGUCCCCUCCCUACCACCCCAAGCUCCAUUGCCCCUCACUGGGUGAUGCCCCCUAGCGAUGCUCAGGAGGGUGCAGAUUGAGCCCUGGCCGUGGGGCAGUGAUUGUCCCUGUGCUCGACACGUGGCCCCAGCCCUCGCAGCUGCCUCUCACCCCCUUUCCUCCGCAGGGAUCUAUCUGGCUGCCUUCCCCCAGGCUUCCCCCUUGGUUGUGUGUGAAACACUCGACGGAGGCCGGCUGGGGAAGGGGUGCUGCCAUGUGGGAGUCCCCUGUCCUCUCCCUCCUCCUCUCCCUCCGGCCCUCCCCGCUCCAUGACUGUCACUGCGUCCCCUCCCCUGUGCUGUGACAGGAGCAGGAGCUGCUCUUUUAUUAAACACUUUAUUUUCUAA
This is a messenger RNA of Strigops habroptila (Kakapo), 1947 nucleotides long. Its product is annotated as F-BAR domain only protein 1-like. NCBI's taxonomy places the organism in Eukaryota, Metazoa, Chordata, Aves, Psittaciformes, Psittacidae. The transcript is spliced from 5 exons. Bases 126 to 917 code for a protein of 263 amino acids. The record is from RefSeq and is a predicted model, not a curated record.